Molecule: messenger RNA, 15747 nt
Organism: Cynoglossus semilaevis (tongue sole)
Lineage: Eukaryota; Metazoa; Chordata; Actinopteri; Pleuronectiformes; Cynoglossidae
Gene: lrp1bb
Product: low density lipoprotein receptor-related protein 1Bb
Exons: 91
Coding region: 675-14813 (4712 amino acids)
Biological process (GO): receptor-mediated endocytosis
Cellular component (GO): plasma membrane; apical plasma membrane; signaling receptor complex
Molecular function (GO): calcium ion binding; hormone binding; protein binding
Source: RefSeq, a predicted model, not a curated record
UGUAUAAUGUGUAGCAACUGGCAUGUGAAGAUCUCACUUGUUAAAAUUAUUGGAUCGUUAAGUUUUUCAGGUUUUUAAUUCACACAUAAAUGCAAACUUUAUUUCCCCCCUUUUUUUCUUUUCAGUUCUCAAGUAUUUAAAAGAGUUAGGGUCCAAUAAUAAGGCCAGUAAAUUACCCAGAGCAAGAAAAUAAUAAGGUUGGGGAAAAAAAAUAUUAAAAAAGGAACUCAAAAGUGGGAUAAAUUACCAAACUCCUACAGCCAUGGAAAUUAGGCCUCGAAAAUGACUCUCAACACUUCCUUACAUGUUGGAGAUUUUGCUAAUGACUCACAGACCAUUUGCCUGCGAAGGCAGUGUUGAGACAAACUGUGAAACUAGACUUUUUAAUACAAAAAUGAACAGUAAAGUAGAAAUAAAUAAUGGUUGGACUAAAGACCGUUUGAAGAAAAAAAAACACCAUAAAAAAAAAACAAAAAACCAAACCAGCUAAUCAAAUGCUUUCUUGUGUGGAAAGAUAAUGAGCCACAACAACAUUAGCAAAAUAGAUAUUCUAAUGUCGGAGUCACGUGACAGUGGAGUGUAUUUUCAGACACCAGAAUUGAGCACAACUGGACUGAACUGUGACCUUUAAAAAGCAGAAUUGUCCAAAUGAGUUCCUUAAUGAACAGCAAAUAAUGUUAAACAUAGAUCAUUUACGGAUACGAAUAAUAAUAACAGGUACAAACGGUUGUACACAUAAAUAUGCAGAACAAAUAUUUCUCUCAUUAAUACACCUGUGUGCGUUGACGCGUCACGUGACACGUUCCCAAAAGAGUGACAAUCUCAAAACUGCUUCCAGAAAACAUGAAGCCAUUCUGUGUGACAUUGGGGAGUUUCACUGUAUUGACCGGAAAACCUGCAUCCCAGAGGCCUGGCUCUGUGAUGGUGAGCCUGACUGUCCCGACGACUCAGAUGAAACAGAUCAAACUUGUGGUCAGGACGUUGUGGUCAGAUGUCCACUCAACCACAUACAGUGCAUCGGCACAAAAAAGUGCAUUCACUUCAACAAACUCUGCAACGGAGCUCGAGACUGUGACGACGGCUACGACGAAGGCGUCCACUGUCGAGAGCUCCUGUCAGCCUGCCACGAGCUCCGCUGCCGCUACGGCUGCGUCAUGACAAGAAACGGCACCUUCUGUUUCUGCGCUGACGGCUUUGAGGUCGGCGAGGACGGGACAAGCUGCAGAGAUCAUGAUGAAUGUGCCAUAUACGGCUCAUGCAGCCAAACCUGCACCAACACCUACGGGUCGUACAGAUGCAGCUGCACAGAGGGAUACGUCCUGCAGCCCGACAGGAUAUCCUGCAGAGCCAGACAAGAUCCCGGCGACGGCCGUCCGGUGCUGCUGAGUGGAGGCUCCAAUCGAAUAUCCGUCACCAAUCUAAAUGGAACGAGCCUCAAACCCCUGAGGUCCUCCAGUGCAAAUGGAACCGUGGCACUGGAUUUCCAGCACAAGCAGGAGUCCGUGUGCUGGGUCCUGUCUUCGGAAUCCUCUGGGCAACUGCGUUGUGCUGAAGCAAGAAAUCUGCGUGGAUUCACACGGGAACAGGAAAUAAGAACACAACAAAACCUGCAGCGUAGGUGUCCAGCUGUGUGUUUGUCUCUGUUGUCUCGGCUCCGUCCUCAUGUCUUUGUUUCAUAUCCAGACCUCUGUCACAGCGACCCACUGCUUUCUUACUCCAUCCCUCCUUUGCCUCACCCUUCAACUGACAUAGACUGUACAUGCUUUAACAUGUGGUCAAAUUGUAAUCUGAUUACUUUCAGUAAUCGGUGCCAGUUUUGCGUUAACCCCGUUGCCUCCUGUCGUCCUCCUGCAGACGUGGAACACAUGGCCAUCGAUUGGCUAACUGGAAAUUUUUAUUUUGUCGACCGGACGGCGGAGAAGAUCUUUGUCUGUGACCGGGACGGGACCACGUGCGUCACUGUGGUUCAGCUGGACCUGGUCAACCCUAAAGGACUGGCUCUGGACCCUCUGAUGGGAAUGCUCUUCUUCACCGACUAUGGGAACGUGGCCAAGGUGGAACGCUGCAACAUGGACGGCACCAACCGGACCAGACUGGUGGACUAUAAGACAGAGCAGCCCACUGCUGUGGCCUUGGACCUCGUCAAGAAGCUGGUGUACUGGGCCGACGCCUACCUGGACUCCAUCGAGGUGGUGGAUUAUCAUGGCAAGAACAGACACAUGGUCCUCCAUGGAAGUCAAGUGUCGUACGUUUUUGCACUGGCCGUGUUUGAAGACUUCCUCUACGCCACUCGCUCCGACCCGUCCAAAGGGACUUCUUCUGUGGAGCUCCUGCAGAUCCACAGGUUCAACCUCACUGCAGAGAGCACAGUAUUAGCCAGCUUAGGGAAUUCCAGAGGCCUGCGUGUGUACCACAAACUCACUCAGCCAACAGUUAGGAGUCACGCCUGUGAAGUGGAUUCCUACGGUAAACCAGGCGGAUGCUCCCACAUUUGCCUCUUCAGUGGCAGCUACAAGUCCAGAUCCUGUCGCUGUCGAAGCGGCUACAACCUGGGCUCCAACGGACAGUCCUGCAAAAAGCCGAAGAACGAUCUCUUUCUGUUCUAUGGUAAGGGGCGUCCAGGUGUGAUCCGGGGUCUGGACGUGAACAUCAAGUCCAGUGAUGAGCACAUAGUUCCAAUCAAAGACCUGGUGAAUCCCCGGGCCAUUGACUAUCACGCAGAAACUGGACACAUCUAUUUUGCCGACACAACCAGUUUUCUCAUCGGACGGCAGAAAAUAGAUGGAAGCGGCAGAGAGACGAUACUCAAAGAUGAUCUUGACAACGUGGAAGGAAUCUCCGUGGACUGGAUUGGGAAUAACCUGUACUGGACCAACGAUGGCUACAGGAAGACCAUCAGUGUUGCCAGACUGGAGACGGCCUCUCAGACCAGGAAGACCCUGCUGGAAGGGAACAUGUCACACCCGAGGGCUAUCGUGGUCGACCCUCUUAACAGCUGGAUGUACUGGACAGACUGGGAGGAGGAUGAAGUCAACGACAGCAUCGGGAGGAUAGAGAAAGCCUGGAUGGAUGGAUCCAACCGGAGGAUCUUCGUCACCUCCAACAUGCUGUGGCCCAACGGUCUGACGCUGGACCACGGCUCCAACACCAUGUACUGGUGCGACGCCUACUAUGACCACAUCGAGAAGAUCCACCUGAACGGAACUGGAAGACUGGUGGUGUACAACGGGAAAGAGCUCAACCACCCGUUCGGAAUCUCCCAUUAUCGUAAUUUCAUCUUUUGGACGGAGUACAUGAAUGCGUCGGUCUUCCAGCUGGACCUGUCCACCAGUGAGGUCACGUUGCUCCGCAGUGAGAGACCGCCGCUGUUUGGCCUGCGUGUCUACGAUGCUCAGAGUCAACAAGGGGAAAACGCAUGCAGUGUGAAUUAUGGAGGCUGCAGUACCCUCUGCCUCGCCAUCCCAGGAGGCAGAGUGUGUGCCUGCGCUGACAACCAGAUCCUGGAGAAGAACAAUGUCACCUGCACAGAAGCCUCCAGCACCGGUCUGGAGCCGCAGCGCUGUAAAAACGACGAGUUUCAGUGCCAUAACCGUCGCUGCAUACGAGCCGCGUGGAAGUGUGACGGCGACGACGACUGCCUGGACGGCAGCGAUGAAGAAAGCCACAGCUGUCAUAAUCACAGCUGCCCCAUUGAUCAGUUCAAAUGCACCAACAACCGCUGCAUUCCCAAGAGAUGGCUCUGUGACGGCACCAACGACUGUGGGAACAACGAGGACGAGGCCAACGUCACCUGUGCAGCUCAGUCCUGUCAGGCCGACCAGUUUUCCUGCCAGAACAGACGUUGUAUUCCUCAAGCCUGGAUCUGUGACCAGGAGGACGACUGCGGAGACAUGUCUGAGGAGAUCGGAUGCUCCUUUCCCACCUGUGAGGCCUUGACCCAGUUCAGCUGUUCCAAUGGACGCUGCAUUAGUGUCAACUGGAACUGUGAUUCAGAUGACGACUGCGGAGACGGCAGUGACGAGGCGGGCUGCGUCCACUCGUGCACCAACACCCAGUUCCAGUGCACGAGCGGCCGCUGCAUCCCAGACCAGUGGGUCUGUGACGGGGACAACGACUGCGGAGACUUCAGUGAUGAGAACAGCACCUGCAGAGGUGGAGCUGCACUGCUGCCAGCUGUGAUAGAGUGCAGUGAGGAGGAAUUCCACUGUGUCGCAGAUGGAACCUGCAUUCCAGAACGCUGGAGGUGUGAUGGAGACAAGGACUGUGAAGAUGGGAGCGACGAGAAGGACUGUGAAGGCACCAGACGGAUGUGUGACCCCAAGGCCAAGUUCACCUGCAAAGACACAGGCAAAUGUAUCACAAAGAGCUGGGUGUGUGACGGGGACAUCGACUGUGAAGACCGCUCCGAUGAAGAGUCCUGUGAGUCAGCUGUGUGUAAACCGCCCAAGUAUCCCUGUGCAAACAACAGCAACGUCUGCCUGACGCCCGAUAAGAUCUGCAACGGCAAAGUGGACUGUGCCGACCGCUCGGAUGAAGGAGCCAUCUGUGAUUUGUGCCUCGUAGCCAGGGGGGGCUGCAGUCAUCAGUGCACCGUGGCACCAGGGAAAGGUGUGGUGUGCUCCUGCCCACCUGGGCUGGAUCUGGACUCCAGCAACAAGACGUGUGAGGUGGUGGACUACUGCAGCCGCCACCUGAGGUGCAGCCAGGUCUGUGAGCAGUACAAGACCACGGUCAAGUGCUCCUGUUACCCAGGCUGGAGUCUGGACCCGGACGGAGACAGCUGCCACAGCACAGACUCCUUCGAGGCUUUCAUCAUUUUCUCAAUCCGGCAUGAGAUAAGAAGGAUAGACCUUCACAAGCGGGACUACAGCCUCCUGGUGCCGGGCCUCAGGAACACCAUCGCAUUAGACUUCCAUUUUAAUCACAGCCUUCUUUACUGGACAGACGUGGUGGAGGAUAAGAUCUACAGGGGGAGGCUGUCUGAGUCCGGGGGAGUGACAGGUAUCGAGGUGGUGGUCCAACAUGGGCUGGCCACCCCCGAGGGCCUGGCCGUGGACUGGAUCACAGGGAAACUGUACUGGAUCGACAGUAACCUGGACCAGAUCGAGGUGGCCAAGCUGAACGGAGACAUGCGCACCACACUGAUCGCUGGAGGGAUGGAACACCCCCGGGCCAUCGCUCUGGACCCCGGGCAGGGAAUCCUCUUCUGGACCGACUGGGAUGCCACCUUUCCUCGUAUUGAGGCAGCAUCAAUGAGCGGGGGAGGUCGACACAUUGUGUUCAAAGAUAUGGAGAUUGGCGCCUGGCCUAAUGGACUGACUCUGGAUCAUUUGGAGAAGAGGAUCGUCUGGACAGAUGCGCGAUCUGACGCCAUCUUCUCUGCGCUCUACGACGGCAGCGGGGUCAUCGAGAUCCUGCGGGGACACGAAUACCUGUCCCAUCCUUUUGCUGUGUCUCUGUACGGAGGCAACGUGUACUGGACGGACUGGAGGACAAAUACUUUAGCCAGAGCCAACAAGUGGACGGGACAGAACGUCACAGUCAUCCAGAAGACGAGCGCGCAGCCGUUUGACCUGCAGAUCUUCCACCCCAGCAGGCAGCCACAAGCCUCUAACCCGUGUGAAGCCAAUGAUGGACGCGGCCCCUGUUCACAUCUGUGUCUCAUCAAUUACAACCGCACGGCUUCCUGCACCUGUCCACACCUCAUGAAGCUUUCAACUGACAAACAGUCCUGCUUUGCGCUGAAGAGAUUCCUCCUGUACGUGCGUCGGUCUGAAAUCCGCGGCGUGGACAUCGACAACCCUUACAUGAACGUCAUGACGGCGCUGACCGUUCCAGACAUCGACGACGUCAGCAUGGUGGACUACGAUGCCCUGGAGGAGAGGAUUUACUGGGCCGACAUCAAAACGCAGACCAUUAAACGGGCUUUCAUCAACGGCACUGAGCUGGAGACCAUCAUCUCCACAGACAUCGUGAACUGCCGCGGCUUGGCUUUAGACUGGAUUUCAAGGAACUUAUAUUGGCUCAGCUCUGAAAAUGACGAGUCACAAAUCAAUGUGGCUCGCUUUGAUGGGUCCCUGAAGACUUCCAUCAUCCACGGCAUUGAUAAGCCCGGGUGUCUUGUAGUGCAUCCUGCCAAGGGGAAAAUCUAUUGGACAGAUGGCAACACAAUUAACAUGGCCAACAUGGACGGGAGCAACAGCAAGGUCCUCCAGCAAAAUCAGAGGGAACCUGUAGGUCUUUCCCUGGACUACACGGCCAACAGGCUGUACUGGAUCAGCGCCGCCAACAGCACCAUCAACAGGUGCAGCCUGGACGGCAGCGGGCUGGAGGUGCUGGAGACCGUGAAGAAGGAGAUGGGCAGAGGCACGGCUCUGGCGGUGAUGGGUGGAAAACUGUGGUGGGCGGACGAGGAAGGGGCCCAGCUGGGAACGGUGAACAAGAGGGACGGACGAAACCCCGCGGUCCUCAGAAACAAGACGAGUGGAGUGGUCCAUAUGAAGGUGUACGACAGAGAGGGUCAGAAAGGGAGAAACCAGUGCCAGGUGAACAACGGAGGAUGUUCACAGCUGUGUUUCCCGACGUCCGAGAACACGCGGAGCUGCUCCUGCACCCUGGGCUACAAACUACGGACGGAUCGCAUGUCGUGUGAAGGUGUGGACUCUUUCCUGAUGUAUUCCAUCCACGAGGGAAUCCGGGGAAUCGCCCUGGAACCAAAUGACAACAGUGAGGCCCUGAUGCCCAUCACAGGAACUCUGUUUGCUGUUGGAGUUGACUUUCAUGCUGGAAAUGACACCGUGUACUGGACUGACAUGGGGCUGAACAGAAUCUCCCGCGCCAAACGGGAUCAGACCUGGAGGGAGGACGUCAUCACCACCGGCAUCAGCCGAGUGGAAGGCAUCGCCGUUGAUUGGAUCGCAGGAAAUCUGUACUGGACGGACCACGGCGUUAACCUGAUAGAAAUCUCCCGUCUCAGCGGUGCGUACCGCUCAGUGGUAAUCUCUGAAGGACUGGACCAGCCCAGGGCCAUCGCUGUACAUCCACAGAAGGGGUUUCUCUUCUGGACUGAGUGGGGUCAGAAUCCCUGCAUCGGCCGCUCCCGUCUGGACGGUUCAGACCAGGUGACGCUGGUCAACUCCGGCAUCAUGUGGCCCAACGGAAUUUCAAUUGACUACGAGGAAAACACAUUAUACUGGUGCGACACCCGCACAGAUAAGAUCGAGAGGAUCAACCUUGAGACAGGCGAGGGCCGUGAGAUUGUACUGUCUGUGGCCAACGUGGACCUGUUCUCCGUGGCUGUGUUUGGGCCUUACAUCUACUGGUCUGACAGGGCUCAUUCCAACGGUUCCAUCCGCCGUGCCUUCAAGUCCGACACCUCAGAGGUGGUGACCAUGAGGAGUGGACUAGGAGUUAAUUUGAAGGACGUCACCGUCUUCAACAGAGGCAGAGAAAAAGGCACCAACCCCUGUGCCAGGAGUAAUGGCGGCUGUCAGCAGUUGUGCUUCCACCUGGGCAGCGGGCGGCGGACCUGCUCCUGCGCCCACGGCCGCCUGGCAGAUGAUGGCUUUGCCUGCGAGCGCUACGACGGUUAUCUUCUCUACUCUGAGAGGACGAUCCUGAAAAGCAUCCAUCUCUCAGAUGAGAAUGACCUCAACUCUCCUGUCCAGCCUUUUGAAAACCCUGCAUUUUUCAAAAAUGUCAUAGCGCUGGCCUUUGACUACAGCCAGAAGAUUGUUGGGACGAACCGCAUAUUUUUCAGCGACGUCCACUUUGGGAAUAUACAAAUGAUUAAUGACGACUGGACAGGACGGACUAUUAUUGCUGAAAAUGUGGGCUCAGUGGAGGGUCUGUCCUAUCAUAAGACGUGGGACGCUCUGUACUGGACCAGCUCCACGACCUCCACCAUCAGCAGACAGACCGUGGACCAGAACAGAGUGGGUGCCUUCAGCAGAGAGGCUGUGGUCACACUUUCUGACGAUGACCAUCCGCACAUCCUGGCCCUGGACGAGUGCCAGAACCUGAUGUUUUGGACCAACUGGAACGAGCAGAGGCCGUCGGUCAUGAGAUCCACUCUAGCGGGACAGAACCUGAGGAUCAUCAUAAGUACGGACAUCCUGACUCCCAGCGGCCUGACCAUCGACCACCGGGCGGAGAAGCUCUACUUCUCAGACGGAAGCCUUGGAAAGAUUGAGAGAUGUGACUACGACGGCUCGGGCCGAAACGUCGUGAUCAACUCAGGAGCUGGGAACUUCUACGGACUGGCCCUCCAUGCAGAGUUCAUCUACUGGUCAGACUGGGCGCGCAGGUCAAUACUGCGCUCAAACAAAUACACAGGUGGAGACACCAAAGUCCUUCGAGCAGACAUUUCCCAUCAACCCAUGGGGCUCACGGCUGUAGCCAGAGAUACCAAUAACUGCGACCUGUCCCCGUGUCGACACGUGAACGGAGGCUGCGGUGACCUUUGUCUUCUGACCCCACACGGCAGGGUCAACUGCACUUGCCGCGGCGAACGUGUGCUGUUAGACAACAACAGAUGUGUGUCAGAAAAUUCAUCCUGCAACAUCCACACUGAAUUUGAAUGCGGGAACGGAGAGUGCAUAGACUACCAGCUAACCUGUGAUGGAAUAGCCCACUGCAAAGAUAAAUCAGAUGAGAAGAUGCAGUACUGUGACAACAGGAGCUGUCGGAAGGGCUUUAGGCCCUGCUACAACCAGCGGUGUGUGGCCAACAGUCGCUUCUGUGACAAGAUCGAUGACUGUGGGGAUAACUCAGAUGAAGCUUUCUGUGCUAAUGUCACUUGUGGCUCGUCAGAGUGGUCGUGUAAAGACGGCAGCUGUGUAGCCCGCUCAGCCUGGUGUAACCAGGUCAUCGACUGCGCUGAUGCCUCGGAUGAAAAGAACUGCAACCACACCGACUGCUCUCACUUUUAUAAGCUGGGGGUCAAGGAAAAAAAAUUCAUCAGCUGCAACAGCACCUCACUGUGCAUCCACCCGUCAUGGAUCUGCGACGGUUCAAACGACUGCGGUGACUACGUUGAUGAGACCAACUGCCAGGUUUCUCAUGGACAGCAGUGUGAGGAAGGCCACUUCGCCUGUCCCAGUGGGAACUGCAUCUCCAGCGUGUGGCUGUGUGACGGCCAGAAGGACUGUGAGGACGGUGCAGAUGAGUUCCAGUGUGACUCAUCUUGCUUGUGGAAUCAGUUCGCCUGCUCAAAGAACAAGUGCAUUGCCAAACAAUGGCUGUGCGACGGAGAGAAUGACUGCGAAGACGGUCUGGACGAGAGCGUGCAGAUCUGCGGCUCAGUGACAUGUGCUCCAGGGCUGUUCAGUUGCCCCGGGUCAUAUGCCUGUGUUCCAAAACGCUGGCUGUGUGAUGGCGAAAGAGACUGCCCUGAUGGGAGCGAUGAACUCUCUGCAGCUGGCUGUGCACCAAACAACACAUGUGAUGACAGCUCAUUUCGCUGCCACAACAAGGCGUGCAUCCCCAGGAGAUUUGUCUGCGACCAUGAUGACGACUGUGGAGACGGAUCUGAUGAGUCAGUAGAAUGUGUCUAUCGCUCCUGUGGAUCUGAAGAAUUCCGCUGCAGGGAUGGUCGCUGUCUUCUCAGCUCUCAGUGGGAGUGUGACGGUCACGCAGACUGUCCCGACUACUCUGACGAACUACCUCUAAACCUCAAAUGUCUGGCGGCAGGAAGCUUGUGCAAUGGCUCCUUCUUUAUGUGCUCCAACGGACGCUGCAUUUCUGAGGGGAAUAUCUGCGACGGGAAGGACGACUGUGGAGACCAGUCGGAUGAAAAGAACUGCAACAUGAAUGAAUGCCUUAACCGCAGGGUCAGCGGGUGCACGCAGGACUGCCAAGACCUGACUGUGGGAUACAAGUGCAAAUGCUGGCCUGGAUUCCACCUGAAGGAUGAUGGGAAGACCUGUGUUGACAUUGAUGAAUGCUCCACUACUUUUCCCUGUAGCCAGCGCUGCAUCAACACGUACGGCUCAUUCAAGUGCCUGUGUGUGGAUGGCUAUGAAGCCUUGGAGCGCAAUCCCAAUACAUGCAAAGCCCUUUCAGCUGAAGAGCCUUUUCUCAUCAUGGCAGACCACCAUGAGAUACGCAAACUGAGUGUAGAUGGCUCGAACUACACCAUCCUGAAGCAGGGCCUUAACAACAUAAUCCACAUUGAUUUUGACUACAAGAAGGAAUUUAUUUAUUGGGUGGACUCAACGAGACCAAGUGGUCGAAAAAUAAACAGAAUGCGUCUCAAUGGGAGUGACCUCAAGAUUGUCCACAGGACAGCAGUGCCCAGUGCUUUGGCUGUGGAUUGGAUUGGAAAAAAUCUGUACUGGUGUGAUGUGGAAAGGAAAACAAUGGAAGUUUCCAAAUCCAACGGACUCUACCCGACUGUUCUGAUCAGUUCCGGCCUUAAGAAUCCUUCAGAUCUGGCUCUGGAUCCUCAGACAGGAUAUGUAUUCUGGGUGGACUGCUGUGAACCUCCCUACAUUGGACGCAUUGGCAUGGAUGGACGGGGGCAAACCGUCAUCACCGACACAGAGAUCCACAACCCCACCGCUCUGACCAUCGAUUACACCAACAAAAGACUCUACUGGGCCGAUGACAAUCACAUUCUCUUCGCCAACAUGGAUGGAACUCAGAGACGUAAAGUGACCUACGAUCACAUUCAAGGAGUAAUGGCUCUGACUGUGUUUGAGGAUUUUGUAUAUUGGACCGAUGGAAAGUCAAAAUCACUUCGACGUGCUCACAAGACAACUGGUUCUCAGGGGAUAGAGCUUCUCAAUUCCUGGCAAGCUAUUAAAUCUAUCAAGGUCUACCAUUCCCUGCGCCAGCCUGAAGUUCCCAAGCACCAAUGUCAGAUUGCUAAUGGAGGAUGCAGCCACCUGUGUCUUCUGUCUCCUGGUGGAGGUCACAGAUGUGCCUGUCCCACUAAUUUUUACCUGGCUGCUGACAAUAAGACCUGUCUGUCCAACUGCACCUCUAGUCAGUUUCGCUGUGGGACGGAUGAGUGUAUCCCCUUUUGGUGGAAAUGUGACACCGUGGACGACUGUGGGGACGGAUCAGAUGAACCAGCCGACUGUCCUGAAUUCAAGUGCCAGCCUGGGCGUUUCCAGUGUGGCACUGGUCUUUGUGCUCUUCCUCCAUUUAUCUGUGAUGGAGAGAACGACUGUGGUGACAACUCAGACGAGGCCAACUGUGAGACAUACAUCUGUCUGUCAGGCCAGUUUAAGUGCACCAGGAAACAGAAGUGUAUUCCCCUCAACCUCCGCUGUAAUGGUCAAGAUGACUGCGGUGAUGGAGAGGAUGAGACCGACUGUCCUGAGAGCACAUGCUCCCCAGACCAGUUCCAGUGCAAAGCCUCAAUGCACUGCAUCUCCAAACUCUGGGUUUGUGAUGAGGACCCUGACUGUGCCGACGGGUCAGACGAGGCUAAUUGCGAUGAAAAGACCUGCGGACCACAUGAAUUCCGUUGUGAGAAUAACAACUGCAUCCCAGAUCACUGGAGGUGUGACAGUCAGAACGACUGUGGAGACAACUCAGAUGAGCAGAACUGCAAGCCAGUCACCUGUAAUCACAAGGACUUUGCCUGUGCCAGUGGAGACUGCAUCUCCUCUCGAUUCCGCUGCGACGGCGACUAUGACUGCUUAGAUAAUUCAGAUGAGAAAGGCUGUGAGGCACACUGUGCGGACGACCAGUUCAGGUGUCACAACAACCUGUGCAUCUCACUGAAGUGGCUGUGUGAUGGACAGGAGGACUGCAAGAUGGGAGAAGACGAGAAAAACUGCCAGGCCACAGUACUCCCUUCAUGCUCUGUGAAUGAGUAUGUGUGCGCCAGUGGAGGGUGCGUCUCGGCCAGCUUACGAUGUGAUGGACAUGACAACUGUCUGGACGGGUCAGAUGAGAUUGGUUGUGUGAAGGAGUGCAGAGAAGAUGAAUUCUUGUGUUUGAAUCGUGCCCACUGUAUUCCCCGACGAUGGCGCUGUGACGACGUUCUGGACUGUAUGGACCACAGUGAUGAGGAAAACUGCAGUCAAGGAGUUUUCUUCUGCCGCGCCGAUGAAUUCACUUGCAACAACACCUUGUGCAAACUCCACACGUGGGUGUGUGACGGCAAGGACGACUGUGGAGAUAACUCGGAUGAAGACACGGACAUGUGUGCCAAACUUCCCUGCCCUCCUACAAGGCCGUUCCGCUGCAGAAACGAUCACGUGUGUCUGCGUGCCGAUCAAGUCUGCAACAAAGUGGACGACUGUGGUGACAACUCUGAUGAAGAAGAGUGCGAGGUGGCCGCAGGACGACCUCGGCCAUGCGGUAAAACAGAGUUCACCUGCAGCAGCCGACGCUGCGUCCCGAUCCAACUGCAGUGCGACCUCUUCAACGACUGUGGAGACGGCGGCUCCGACGAGCAAGACUGCAAAACCUCUUCAAGUGGAGAAUUAUGUGGGAAGAAAACAAAUCCAUGUGGAGAAGAUGCUGUUUGCAACCAAACAAAUGUUAAUGCUGUAUGUCAGUGCAAGCCGGGCUUUAAGAGGAACCAGAAGACGGGCCAGUGUGAAGAGAUUAACGAGUGUCUGCAGUUCGACGCGUGUCCACAUUACUGCACAAACACUAAAGGAUCCUUCAAGUGCUCGUGUGACAGAAACUAUAAGGAAAUCAAUGGCAACUGUGUUGCCAAAGGUCCCCAGGAUCGAGUCCUCUACCUGGCCAACGACACUGAAAUCCGAAGUUUCAUUUAUCCGUUUAACCAGAGCCAAGGACACAAACUGCUGACUCAUAUUGAAGACAACGCACGCAUUAUAGGAAUGGACUCACUGGUUCACCACCAAAAGUUUAUUUGGGCAACCCAGUUCAACCCAGGGGGAGUUUUUUACAAAGACUCUCUGGACAGGACUCAGAGUAAAACAAACGUCCGAAACAUUUGCUCAGACUUCCGUCGCCCCAGAGACGUCUCCGCCGACUGGAUCACAGGCAACAUUUAUUGGACGGAUCAUUCUCGAAUGCACUGGUUCAGCUAUUACACAGCCCACUGGACUAAACUCCGCUAUUCCAUAAACGUGGGGCAGCUUAAGGGACCAAAUUGCACCCGCUUGAUUACUGACAUAGCAGGAGAACCGUAUGCUAUUGCUGUCAACCCUGCCAAAGGCAUGAUGUACUGGAGUGUCAUAGGUGAUCACUCACAUAUUGAAGAAUCAGCCAUGGACGGAUCCUUACGGCGAGUUCUGUUGGAGAAAGGACUAAGGAGACCCACAGGUCUCGCCAUCGAUUAUUUUAACCAGCGUUUAUACUGGGCUGAUCCUGAGCUCUCGCACAUCGGAAGUGUGAGACUGGAAGGCUCAGACCCUCUGGUGACAAUCAGUGAGAGACACGGAAUCUCCCAGCCAUACAGAAUAGAUUUAUUUGAAGACUACAUCUAUGGAACGGGACUCAAACACGAGGUGUUCAAGAUCCACAAGUUUGGCAAACAAUCUGCGGAAUUUCUGAGUUUAGGGGUAGAGAAACCAACAAACAUUUUAAUCUCCCAUCGGUACAAACAACAGGAUGCAUCAAACCCGUGCCUGAGAAUGUCCUGCGACUUCAUGUGUUUGCUGAAUCCAACUGGAGCCACAUGUACGUGUCCAGAGGGCAAGGUCCUCGUCAAUGGAACCUGUAGUGACGUCAACAUCUCAGGUGAACUGUGUCGACCUCCCUGUGAAAAUGGAGGGCGCUGUUUGGCCAAUGAGAAAGGAGACUGGAGGUGCUACUGCUGGCCGGACUUUUCAGGGGAGCGCUGUGAGGUUAACCACUGCACAGACUACUGCCUGAACGGAGGCACGUGUGUGGGUUCACCUCUUGGUAAGCCCACCUGUCGAUGCAACAUUGGUUUCUCAGGGCCCUUCUGUGAGAGGAGGAUUUGUGACAACUACUGUUUGAACGGAGGAACGUGUGACAUCACUCAGGGGAACCAGCCGGUGUGCCGCUGUUUGGCAGAAUAUACAGGAGACCGCUGUCUCUACCACAUCUGUCAUCACUACUGUGUGAACUCCAAGGCCUGCACGUUGUCCAGCAGCGGCUACGUGGAGUGUGUCUGUCCCGCCAGGUUCGAGGGAAACAAGUGCGAGGUGGACAAAUGUCUCCGAUGCCACGGCGCUCCCUGCCUCAUUAAUGAGGAAACGGGGGAUGUGGUUUGCAAUUGCACAAAUGGCAGAAUAGCACCGAGCUGCCAGCUGUGUGACGGAUAUUGUUACAAUGGAGGCACCUGUCACCUGGACCCCGACACCAACCUGCCUUUCUGUCAAUGUUCAGCCAAUUGGGCAGGAACGCAGUGCGAGAGGCCCGCCCCUAAAAGCAGCAGAUCAGACAAAACCAGCGGAGGGAGCAUAGCUAUCAUUGUGCCUCUGGUCCUGCUCGUCGUCUUGAUCGUGAUGGUGGUGGGAGGUGUUUACAUCUGCAGACGGAGGCAAAGGGGAAAACGUGUCCAGAGGCAGCCCAUGACCAACGGUGGAAUAAACGUGGAGAUCGGGAACCCGUCAUACAACAUGUAUGAAGUGGACCACGACAACCACGCUGACGCAGGCAGCCUGCUGAGACCCAACUUCACACUGGACCCCCAAAAGGGCUGGUGCGUCAAAUCUAGUGAUCCUCACACUCUGGGUAUGAACUCUGUGCCCAAGGAGGUUAUCCCUGGACAGCCCAUGAACUACUCCAACCCCGUGUAUGCAAAGAUUUAUAUCGACGGACAAAACUGCAGGAAGCCGGUCAUCAGUAUCGACGAGAGGAGAGAGCUACUCCCAAAGAAAUUAGAAGGGACAAUUCAUGAAACCGCCGCAUAGCCUAACUUUACACUUUGUACUUCGUUUUCUACCACAAUAAAUAAUGUAUAGUACGACGGAAGACAGAAGUUUUUUUUUUUGUUUUUGUUUUUUUUUUAAUUUCCUAUGAGACUCUUAGGUUCUACUGGUUUAGCAUCAGCAUCAUGUCGGUGUGGCUGUGCUGAAGAGAUUUAUUUUCCAUUUGCCGUUUGCUUUAUAAUGUUUGUUAAAUGUAAGUUAUACAGCGCUAUACUCUUCACUGUCCCACACACACACACACACACGAGUACAGCUGCUGAUGGUGAAAACAUUAUUAACAACAUACUGUAAGCCACACUCGUGCACAGUUGAAACCUUAAAAUGCAGUGCUGAAACGUGUAGCCAUGUCUGUUUCUGGUUUCAGUGGAAUGUGGACACUGUCUUUUUUGUGAAUGUGAAGAAGGCAGGAUGGUCUCAGUCUGAGUUUGUUUUCUUUUUGUUUGUUUGUUUUAACGUCAUGUGACAGAAGGAGCAGUGAACUUCACAGUCAGGCCGCGCGGCUCGGUAGCUGUGAGGAUGUUUGUUUCUGUUCUCAGCGUCAUCUGACGGAUCUACAGACUGUGGACGGAUCUUCCUGUGAAGAUCCUGAUAUUUUUGACGUGAUCUUUCCUCACACUACCUUUGUUCCCUUUCUACUCGUCUGUUCCGUAUCCGCGGAUUUCGAUCUCUGUUUUGCCACGUUUUCACAGUAAGAUACCAUAUCUCUGGGUGCAAGAGAUUGAAGCCCACUUUGAAUGUUCUCUGAUCAGAUCCCCAGAUCCUGUACUGUACACUGAAGAGACAGAUGCUGAAUACCAUAUUUUUCUAGGCUUAUUUGUCAACAGAUGGGUCGGAGACAUAGACGAGGAGGGGGAUUUACCACGGUCACGAAGAAGGACUUAGGAUAUUGUUAUAAGAGACAUAUGUAACUCCAGAA